AUGCCCACAAUCUUGACCCCAUUCUACCUUGUACUGCUGCUAUUAGCCGAUGCAAAAAGACAAGAGAAAUCAAUUAGAGACAUAAAAAUUGGUUUAAAGGACCUAAAACUAUCCCUAUUUGCAGAUGAAAUUUUUGUUUGCCUAGAAAACCCUAACAUAUCAAUAAUAAAACUUAAAAAUUUUAGUAAGAGUGAGAUCAUCCGCGAUAACACUGGAAUUUUGGAAUGUGUAAAAGAAGGAAUUGGAAGAGUGAUUGGCCUCGGAGUGCCUCAUAGCAAACGACUGCUCCCACUUCUUUCCUUGAUCUUCCCUACGGUGCUGCACGGGGUUCUUCAUUACAUCAUCAGCUCAGUCAUUCAGAAGUUUGUCCUCCUAAUUCUAAAGAGAAAGACUUACAGUAGCCGUCUAGCUGAGAGCACUAGUCCGGUGCAGAGUAUGUUGGAUGCUUAUUUUCCAGAACUUAUUGCUAACUUUGCUGCCAGUCUUUGCUCUGAUGUUAUACUUUACCCAUUGGAAACAGUUCUGCACCGCCUUCACAUUCAAGGAACACGCACAAUCAUUGACAAUACAGACCUUGGCUAUGAAGUGCUUCCCAUUAACACACAGUACGAGGGAAUGAGAGACUGUAUCAAUACCAUAAGGCAGGAGGAAGGAGUGCUCGGUUUUUAUAAGGGGUUUGGUGCUGUGAUAAUACAGUACACACUGCAUGCAGCUGUUCUACAGAUUACUAGAAUUAUUUACUCCACCCUUCUUCAGAAUAGUGUUUGAGGUUUAAGUUCCUGGUUAGUCUAAAAGACAUAAUCUGGAUACUUUGUUAUGAAAUUAUGAGGGAUAAAAGUGAAAUACUGGGGGGAAAAUGGAUUAGAAAGCAAAACUGGUAGAAAAAGCCCAUGCUCAUUAUAUUGACUCUUCAUUUUUUAAAAGGCAUAGGUACAUAUUUUGGAUGAAAAGGGUUCCAAACUUGAAACCUCCAUGAAAGAAACACUCACGCAUUGAAUUCUAGCUAGUGUAGCACUCAUGCUAAACUAAAAAUGACCCUGGGCAGAAGGAAAAAAUUGUCAGCAAACAUAAAACAGAAUUUCACAGAGCUGAAUUUAUUCCAUGUGACUAAUAUUUACUAGAAGUUUAUUUCACCUAGAUUGAUACUGCUAUAUCAUCCUUCAUAUAGUAUAUAUAGUAUCAGUAUAGUUUAAGUAAAUCAGCUAUGUCAUCAGUGAUAAAGAUGAGAAGGACUAGAUUUGGCCAUGUGUAAGCAGGACUUGAAGAGUUUUAAAUUGCAUUGUCCCUGUAUAACUUUUUAAUGGCUGUAUAUUUAUUAUAUAAAGCCAUUUAUGUACACACAUGAAACUCAAAAUUUCCUUCAUCUCUACAAAUUUUCCACUCAGAUCAGCUUAUUCCAUAAGAUGAAGUCAUGUACUUUCUGCUUGAAUAUCAGAACAAAACAUUAAAAGACAAGGUACCCAAAAGAUUUAAGGUAAACAGCAUAUUUGUCCAUAUCCAAACCCAGCAUUUCAAUGCCAGCAACUGAAAAUUCGUCAUAUGUUUAUAAAGCUUGAUUUGCUUACCUAGAUACGUGAAUCAUCAGGCUGUUUUUAGACCCAGCCACUCCUUAUAUAGAAUAGAAAAUAAUCAUGACAACUAUUACUAUUUCCACAUUUACAAAUUGUGUCCUGAAAGGAAUGUGACUUGCCUUAUAUUUCUGAACGACUUGUCUUAGAGGAGACACAAAUUGAAAUUCACGUGAAAAUAUGAGCCUCUCGCCUUCCAUAUAGUCGUCAUUAAAUAAUGGCUUCAGUUUUUAUUUUCUUCUAGUUUUUGUUUAUAGUUUCAUUCUCCAAACUAAGAUAUACAUAAAGGGAAAAACAAGUUUAUCCUUAUCACCUUUUAUUUAAACUUGUUUGAAUGAAUAAUGAAGAAAAAAAUAAAAACCGUAAAGGAAGUUUGUCCUUGCUUUUUAUGGAUGAGGAAAAGAAGUAAAUCUCAAAAAUAAUAAGCAAAAACAUGGUUGUCAGUUUGUUUAAAAAAAAAAAAUUCUGCCUGUUCCUAAGUUGAAGUUGGUGGGUGAGGUUCUUUGUAUAAUAAAAUAAUAAGCAUUUGACUGCUCCAUCAUUAAACAUACUAGAAUUUCAUUUCCUCACA
Leptonychotes weddellii (Weddell seal) is the source of this 2139-nucleotide messenger RNA. NCBI's taxonomy places the organism in Eukaryota, Metazoa, Chordata, Mammalia, Carnivora, Phocidae. The record is from RefSeq and is a predicted model, not a curated record.